UUGAAGUUGUACAACAUUAAUAGCAAGUUGCCCUUCAAUACAGUUGCAGACAUGAGACCUUACUCAGCCUUCUUGGUUCUCUUCCUCCUUGUUUCGUUCACUUUCGGGAUUGAUGCAAGAAGAUGUCCAGGAGAUUAUUGGAAGAGUGUCAUGAAUGAAGAACCGAUCCCUGAAGUACUUUCAGAUAUUUUGCACCAAGACACUACCUCAGAACCAUGUGAGAAGGAAACUGUGGACACAGACCGUUUGGCCAGAGAUUUUGACAUGAGGUCUAGUGUGAUAAUUUAUCACAGGGAUGCUGAUUCCAAAAGAGUGAAGACAUUUGAUGCUGAAGGUGUGAAAAUGAGGGAUAAUAUUGAUAGUGCACAAUCUGAGUCAAGACAAAAAGUUCUAAGAGCAGAAUAAUGCAUAAAGACUAGAUCAAGAAGAUUUUCUGCACUAGCCGUAGUUACUGUAUUUUAUAUUUAGAACAUAGAUAGUUUAAGAUCACUUUAGACCUAUGUUUAAGAUCAGUGUUGAUCUUGCUAUCUUUGGUGGUAUACACAGACAAAUCUAUCUACAGUUGUAUUUGCUCAUAUUUUUUCUUGUACUCGAUUAAGUGCCGAGAAUGGUCCUUGGGGAUGAUAUUGAUGUUCUCAAAGUGUCCUAUGGAUCAACACUUAUCAAUGUCAAGUCAUCAACCCACAGUAGGCUGUCUGGAUGUGAGUUUCUGGAAUUAAUAUGGAUUAAAGUGAUUCGUAUAAAAUAUAACUUUUAAAAGUGUUUUCACA
This is a messenger RNA of Coffea arabica (coffee), 770 nucleotides long. The record is from RefSeq and is a predicted model, not a curated record. NCBI's taxonomy places the organism in Eukaryota, Viridiplantae, Streptophyta, Magnoliopsida, Gentianales, Rubiaceae.